Molecule: messenger RNA, 13362 nt
Organism: Diabrotica virgifera virgifera (western corn rootworm)
Lineage: Eukaryota; Metazoa; Arthropoda; Insecta; Coleoptera; Chrysomelidae
Gene: sev
Product: proto-oncogene tyrosine-protein kinase ROS
Exons: 28
Coding region: 226-7395 (2389 amino acids)
Biological process (GO): protein phosphorylation; cell surface receptor protein tyrosine kinase signaling pathway; multicellular organism development
Cellular component (GO): membrane; signaling receptor complex
Molecular function (GO): protein binding; transmembrane receptor protein tyrosine kinase activity; ATP binding
Source: RefSeq, a predicted model, not a curated record
GGUACCCUCGUAUCGUAAGCUCACUCGAACGAAGUUAGGAGUUGCGUCUGCCGGAGAGUCACUCAGUCAGUCGCUCUAAUUCCUCCACAUAUCGAAGCGAAGCAUGCUAAGUAGUGAGGGCGCGUGUCAUAUUAUGUUUAAAUUUUGACAAGCGCACCAACAAUGUAGACAAUUCAGUUUUGUGCCGAAAACAGACUGCGAAUAUGCGGACAUAAUUUCGAAAAAAUGAAGUACUUUGUAGUGUUAGUUGUUUUUGUUAGUUGCGUAUUUGUGAGAACUAAUUGUUUUGAUUAUUCGGAUGCUGAAGUUGAGACGAGAUGCAUCGAAGAUUGUCCUUUGCAAUUGCAGAACCGGACGGAUAAGGGCCAUUACGGUUACGCCUGCGACCACAACUGCAAUAUAGAACACUGUGUAAAGGGAUGCAAGCUAUGGAAGAAAGCGUUGACAUCAACCUGCAGAGAGACAUGUAACGCUACAACCGAACGACCGAAUCCCAAAGAGCUCUACUGUGUGAUAGGCUGCAACGACGCCGUAACCAAGUACUUUUCGAAUUUACGUAAACUCCUAGGCACUCCCGCCGCUCCCACUCUCCGAGCGGACUCCUUAAAACCUGACUCCUUAAAAUUAGAAUCGAACUGUCCGGACGCUAAGAAAACUGGGCUCAGUUGUCUGCUUCAGUGGCGGUACGAAGAAUUUUCCACCUCGAAAUCUUCGUGGCAGUACUGCGUAAACACCACUUAUGAUCCAGAUAAUAAGAUAUUUUAUGUACAAGAUUUGCAGCCUUACACCAAAUAUAGAUUUCGAAUAGCAAUAAUCCACGAUUCGAAGGACGGUCUCCAUUAUGGCGAUUUAGCAGUAUCAAGCGAAAGCGUCGUUAUCAGUACCACAGCUGGAGGUCCUCCAGCUUCACCGCCGCAGAAUGUACGCGCCACUCCAGUGGACUCGUCAAGUAUAAGCAUCAGCUGGGAACCCGGCCCUUUCCCGCACGGCCCCCUCCUCUCCUACGUUCUCAAUAUCACCGAUAAUCAUCGAUCGGAAGUUAAGGAUAUUCCUCCUGACAAGUCUGAUAUCGUGGUAGGAGAUUUAAAAGCACUCAAUAACUAUUCUGUUGAAUUGAGAAUGAGAAACAAAAAUGGCUCUGGACCACCUGCGACCACUACAGUAUCGACUCCUCCAGAACGACAAAUUACAAAUGUUACAAAGCCCCCCUUAAUACUGGGUACAAACUCUACGAUUCUUGAAUUAAACAACCUAUCGCUAGACGAAGAACCCAAGGUGUUGUAUAAAAGUACAAUUGAACUGAAAGGUAUUGGGUUCCACUACAAUAAAAAAUUACUCUUCAUUACGGACAGUGAUGGUUACGUCUCAAAAAUACCCCUCUACCAAGAGUCAAAACCAAAUCACUCAAGUCCUUAUAAAAAAUUCAUAUAUUCUCCCAAGAAAAUUGAUAUUUUAGAACCGCAAAAUUUGUAUUUUAAACCAUUAGACAUCACUGUUGAUUGGUUAAACGACCAGUUGUACAUUUUGGGAGAAAUUAAAUUCAACACUGCUUAUAUUAUCAAGAGAUGUAACUUAGAUGGGAGUAAUUUGAUGGUUGUUUAUGCAGGACUUAGCCAAAAACCUUCGUCGAUACAAAUAGAUCCACUAAAUGGGUACUUGUUUUGGGUGAUUCAGGAUUACAACAAUGGUGGGUUUUUUCGACUCGACAUAAACGAUAUUAGCAAUGGCAUUCCUGCAGACAAGAAAAUUAAAAAAGUACUUAACGAAUCCGAAUUAGGUGCCUUUACAUUUGAGCAUAAUAAUUUCAACGUAUUGGUAUCAUAUCAGAGACUGAAUACUAUUAUGUCGGUUAGUUUAGAUGGAAACGAUAUAAAAAAUAUCAGAACCACUGUAGCAACGUCAAAACUAUACAAAGUUGUAUCACUAGCGAUGGAAAAUAAGCUGUUCUACUGGACGGAUGGUACAGAUGUUUAUUUCGAAGAUUACAACGAACAUAGUAAAAGUUAUUACCAUAACGCUUUAGUCAUAAACUAUGGAUAUUAUAAAAAGGUUUUUAUAAAUUCGCAAAGUUCCCAACCGUGGCCUACUCCGAUUAAUCCACCAACCAAUGUUCAAGCUAUAUUUGGAAUUGAUAUUGCUAAGACUAGAUGGCAGCCACCUCAUUUAGUUGGACUUCAAGGCAAAGGUGCUUGGCAAAAUUGGUCAUACGAAAUUUCAAUAAAAGAAGCCAACACAGACCAUACGGUUAUCCACAGAAAUAUAAACAACACAUUCUUCACCAUUACAAAUCUUAAAGAAAAUACGGAAUAUAUUCUUCAAGUAGCAGCUUACACCAACUCUGGACAAGGACCAUGGUCAUCAGAUUUUCGAGGAAUCACACUCAAUUCCUCAAAAACUCCCAUUCUCUUAUGGUCAGCUUCGGAGGGUCUUCUACGGACAAAUGCGGCUGGAGAAAGCUUAGAAAUCCUUAUUGACAAAAGUACAAUGAAAGAUUACCACUAUACAGACAUUGCUCCAUAUAGGGAUCAAAUUUUCAUGGUGACGAAUACGUCUUAUGUUUAUUGGUACAAUACUACUUCGAAGAAACAAGGACGUUUGGUUGAUUUGGAUUCAGUAGGUAGCAUUGCUGUAGAUUCGAUUGGAAUGAAACUCUACUGGUCCAAUCCCAAACAACAAUUAAUUUUACGUGGAAAUUUAAACGGAACAGAACAAGAACCACUGUUAACAGUUUUAGCUAAAGAGCUUAAUAUUGAUUCAGAUAAAGCCUAUCUCUAUUGGUCCACUGGAAUAAAAGUUGAAUGUGCUCAUCUUAACGGUGUAGAGAGGUUCGAAUACCAUGACGUACAGUAUUUUUCAGGAAAACAAGUUAUGGGCCUAACAUUAGAUUUUGAGCAGAAAUAUGUUUAUUGGAUAGUUAGAGGAUCAGAAGGAUCAAACUUGUACAAAGCUAGAAUGCAAGGCCACUGGGAUAACGAAGUUCCCUCUGUCGAGAUUAUAUCAAGUUUGCGGAAGCCUAACAUCCAAGGUUCUUUAUGUUAUUUCCAUAAACGGCUGUUGUGGUUGCAAGACGAUAGAAAUGCAGCCAUAAGUGAUCUAUCGGGGAAAAAUAUUGCGUCUAUCAAUGGAAAAUCUCUACAAGGGUUGAAUAUGGUUUAUGUUGUCGAUUCCUCCCUAUACAUGUUACCAGAUCCAUGGUUACAAGUAAACGUCAUACCCAAAAUGGUAGAAAAACGCUCAGUGAAAGUUGUGGGAUCUUGCGAAUCAUUUAAUAUAACAUGGGAUCCUGUAUCGAAUGUCAAUUAUGGGACUGUUUUUUAUGAGAUUCAAAUAGUUAACCCAUUGAAAAAUAAUGAUUUAACUGUAGUAACAACAACCAUUCCAACAACCAAAUACUGGCUCGAAGUUACACCCUUUACACCCAUCAACGUAACUAUAAGGGCCUUCACCUACUGGGCUUCGUCACCGUUGCUUCAUACCGAAGUCAUUUCACCAUCAUCCACGCCAUCUGCUCCUUUAAACUUAAGAACUUUUGUGGAAUACGAUGCUCAUUCUUCCUCUGAAAAUCACUUUGCAACAAUCGUUGUGAGGUGGGAUCCUCCAGUCAACCCUAAUGGAAUUCUACAAGGAUACAAACUGAGAUGCUGGUUUAUGGACAGCGAGGUUGAGUUGGAUUUAUGCGACAAUGUGAUCAAUAGAGACAAUGAGACUGAGUACAGGUUGGAGAUGAUAGAGAAUUCAAAAGAGUAUCACUUUGAGGUUCAGGCGUUUACCAAAAUUGGCCUAGGGGUAAAAUCGCCAGUGACCUCAGUGAACACAGCACAUGAACACCCGAUACCAACUCUUCUUGUAGCCGCAGAAAAUUCAAUAUACAUAGAUGACAUAGAUCUUAACAGAACUAUCGCUUUAGUAGACAGUGUUACUGAACCGAAACAAAUAUCAUACCUUGCCAAAGAAAAAAAGAUCUUCUGGAUCGACAAGAAAGGAGAAAUGUUUGAGCAAAACAUGUUGAGGAACGUUCAAAGUAAAAUUCAUGACGUAAGGUCUGACACUGAUGGAUUGACUUUAGAUUGGAUAGGAAGGGUCUUGUAUUAUAUUCAAAAAGUGGAUGGCCAUAAUAAAUCAGCGAUUUUCAAAGUUGAUCUCAACCGAGAUUUCUUGGAGAGUGUGAAGGUUCUAGAAAGCGAAGAAGGUUUUAUAACAAGGCUAGAAGUUUCGCCUUUUACCAAAGCAAUGUACUGGAUUGAAGUAACAAAAGACUCAAAAUACAAAUUAAUGCAAAGUGAUAUCUUCGGAAGUAAUGUAAAAAACUUUUUUAUUGAUCAUAAAAGUGCACCUAACAAACCUUGCAAUUGUCCCUAUAAACCAGAAAUAGGCCCUUUCUUCACUCUUGAUCAUUCUGAUAUCAACGCUCGACCAAAGGUCAUAUUUUUGGAUAUCUAUACCCAAAACCUCAUGUGGUCGGACAAAGAUGCUGAAUCAUGUGGACUUCUAGCAGAUUCGAACUACAUUAGAGAUGGUUUCCCGCUUACCAAUCUAGAAGCUGAUUUUGUCACACUCUAUUGGACCCAAAAAGGAGUACUGCAUGCCUUAAAUAGGAAGGAAUAUAAAUUAUUUACAAAAGAGAUCGACGUUUCGGAUAUCAUCAUUUACGGAAAGCACAUUCAACCUUAUCCACCAGAAAGAUGCCUCAGUCCGAAACAACACAACAACUACACACUCUCCUUAAAUUCGAAGUCAUUUAAUUCAUUGGUACUAACAAUGCCAAAACCGUCUGUUCAUGAAGACUGUUUCAACAUAUCCAUGGCUAGCAUAAAGUAUAUGAUCUACUACAGCAAAUAUGUGGAUGGAUUCGAUUGUUUCGAAACAAGGAAUUGUUCUGAGCUGGUGACUUUUAACGAAACCCAAAUUAUUAACGAACUUAAACCAUAUACGAGGUAUUUGAUAAGAGUUUCCGUUAGCAAUUACUACAGUGACGUGCGCAGCAUUAUUAUUGGACCACCGAGCGUAUUCCAAACUUCCCCAGGAGUGCCUUCUAAACCAAGAAAUGUAUCAGCUAUGGUCCUCAGUCCGAACUUAGCUGCGAUCACCUGGUUACCACCAGAGGAGCUAAACGGAUUUAUUGUUUACUAUGAAAUUCAUUACCAGACCGAAAGCACCCCACUGGGAGUUCGACAUAAGGGAGAACUGAGCGUAAACAGUUCUUAUGCACUCAGCUCCUUUCUGCCUACGUUAUCACCUAAUGAGACGUACACAGUUUGGGUGAGAACAUACAGUGAAACCAAUGAGACCUCCAGCGAUAGUGAUAGAGUGCAAAUAACAACUUAUCCAGAACCGUAUGCUUUGACUUUAGAAAAUACUACAGCCUAUGAUAUGCAGCUAUCCUGGGAACCCUCCGAACAUAUCAAACUGUACCACAUUGAAUAUUCCUUGUUAACAACAAGUGAUUGGCAGCAAAUCGAUACGUUUAACAAAAAGAGUGACAGUGUCUCUAUUGAAGUGUUUACUCUUAAACCAAAAACCCAUUACAAAUUUAGAUUGAGGCUUAUGUACGAAGGAAACGAUGAAGAGUACAUUUGGCCAAAGGAUUCCAGGUUCACUUUUGAGACAUUAGGCGAUAGACCAAGUCCACCAGGAAUACCAAUAAUUCAGUACGUAAAACCAAACAUUUAUAAAGUUCUAUGGGAAGCUUCUAAAGAUAACGGUGCUCCAAUUGAAAUUUAUAAAUUAGAAGGCAAAGUCUUAAGGUAUUACCGAACUAAAAGAAGUGCAAACAGAACUGUUCCUUUCUUCAAUACUUCUCCUUCUAUUGAAAUCGAAGAUCCUGAUCAAUGGACUACUUAUUAUAACGGGACAAACACCUCUUGGAUCAUAAGUGGACUCAAUGAAAAGAAUAAAUACGCAUUCAGAGUUUCUUCACUAAACGUAUAUGGUUGGAGUAACGUUAGUGAAGAAAGUAAUGAAUUUGAUUUGACAGAAGCAGCAAGAAUGGCAGAGAAGCAAAGCCCUAUGAACUUAAUUCUUAUUGCCACACUCGUUCCUGGUUCAAUAUGUCUUCUCUUCGUUUUAAUUUUUGUAUACUUGAUUUGCUCCGGAAGAAGGAAUAAACAAAAGAAGCUCCAACAAGUUGUGACUUCCGCUCCCAGAAUCCCAGAUGUGGAACUAGCCACAUUGCGGGAGCUACCGAAAAGGGGGGUACAUAAUACAAAUAUUUUAUAUUUUUCUGCUCAACCCACUCCAGAAGAACUUGGGCAUUUACCACAAAUAAGGAGGGAGCAGAUUACUUUGACUACAUUUUUGGGUAGUGGCGCUUUUGGUGAAGUAUUCGAAGGCAGAGCUAAAGGAAUCAAUAAUUCUGUUACAGAAACCAGAGUUGCUGUCAAGACUUUAAAGAAAGGAGCAUCAGACCAGGAAAAGUGCGAGUUCCUGCAAGAAGCGCAACUGAUGAGUCACUUUAAACAUGAACAUAUUCUCGAACUUCUUGGAGUAUGUUUAGAUAAUGAUCCACAUUUUAUUAUCAUGGAACUGAUGGAAGGUGGAGACUUGCUUACUUAUUUACGGGAUUCUCGAAAUCCAUCGACAUCCACACCUUUUCUUACCCUGAUUGAGCUUUUGAAGAUGUGUGUCGACGUUUCGAAGGGUUGUAGAUAUUUGGAAGAGAUGCACUUCGUUCACAGAGACUUGGCAUGUCGAAAUUGUUUAGUUUCUUCUUACGAAUCCGAUUUCAGAAUCGUAAAAAUUGGCGAUUUUGGAUUGGCGAGAGAUAUAUACAAAAAUGACUAUUACAGAAAGGAAGGAGAAGCUCUUCUUCCCGUUAGGUGGAUGGCACCAGAAUCAUUAACAGACGGCGUCUUUACCAGUCAAUCCGACGUUUGGGCAUUUGGUGUAUUACUCUGGGAGAUCAUGACUUUAGGGCAGCAACCAUAUCCAGCCAGAGCUAAUCUAGAAGUGUUACACUACGUCAGAAGAGGUGGUAGAUUAGGCAAACCCACACAUUGCCCAGACGAGUUGCAUAGUUUGAUGCUCCAAUGUUGGGAGUUCGAUGCCGAAAAAAGGCCGACCUUUAAAUACUGUUUUGAGGUACUCGAAAGCCUUCACAGUAAAACAGUACGGAAUCCUCAAACAGCUGUGCAUGAAGGACAAUAUAUUAGCACAGUGCCCGAUCGAAACUCUUGGAAGAGCGACACUGAAGAUGAAUCAGCACGGGAAAUCACGCCGUUCCUGGAUAAAGAAGCAGUUUCGGGACCUAAAGAGAUUCCGAAAUAUGUCGAAGUCAUUUUGGAACCAGACGAUAUAUUAGAGAAUGAUGGCUAUGAGAUUCCGAACCAAAUGAUACAGAAGCUCGAUGGAAACCCAGAGCCUACAGAACCAGCUGGAAAAAGUGAAGAUCGUGCAUGACAAUGAUAAAUUAAAUAUAUAGUUCAUACCAAACCCUUCUUUCAGUACGUCAACGAUAAAAUGGCGAAAUAUACUAACCUAAAAUGACAAUUGUAAUUUUUGCCCCUUGACAUUGUGAAAGUCUGUAACUAUCCGUCAACGAAUAGGUACAUAAUUUUCUUAGUUCUAUGUAUAGUAAUCACGAUAAAGAGAAUUCGACAAACUAUGAUGCACUGAAAGAAGGGUUUGAUAUAAACUUUAGGUAUUAAGUUCCUGAUAAGCCUGAAAUAUUUGAAAGUAUAAUGCCACGCUAUAUGUAGACAAAAUUAUUGUAGGAGUAUGACAUUUUGUUAAAACUUUUUUUUAUUCAAAAAAAUUAUUACUGAAAUUUAGAUCAAUAAUAUUUUCAAAGAGAUACUUUCCUAAUAAUUUCGCUCCGAUUAUUAGUUUUCUCCUACUUAUCAACUUUUCUAGUACUACUGUAUAAUUCGAGCUACCACAGAAAGUUAAGGAGUUAACGUAUAACAAUAAAACUCCAACUAACUAUGAGAGUCCAUUGUUAAGGCUUCGCCUAUCUCAGUCAGUCAGGUGUUAGUUCGUCUCUUAGUCGAAAAAGUGAACAAUCAGUCUUGGAAAAGACAAAUAAAAUAUACAAUUUGGGCCCCACGUUGGGCGCCAAUGUGUGACUAACUUCACUGCUUUGAUAUUGUCAAAAUACGAAGAGUUCCGCUGUUUUUUUACGGUAGAACUAUCCACUACUUUGUUGCCCAUACUUUGUCCUUAUCUGGUAUUAAUACGAGAAUAGCCAGAUUGUGUUCCAUUAGAAUUUUUUAAGGUUCGUGUGAAAAUAAUUAUUUUUAUUUUAAAGUAAUUUUGCAAUGAACAUCGAAACUAUUUAAAAAUUAUAAAUAUCCUAACAAAAUGUCAAAAUAAAUUGAGACGUGGCUAUCUUUACCUCUACAAGACUAGCUGUCAAUAAUAACAAAUUAUGUAAAAUACUCAGAUUCUGAAUGGUAAUGAAUAUGUGAAAAAUCUUAUUACGGUUUGCCAUUUUAAGUUUAGCACUGAAACUUUUAAUUCAGUUUGGAAAUUGUAAUUAACUUAUUUAGUAUAAAAUGGCGAUGACGUAUAAAUUUCAAUGAAUUAGAUUUAUGCUGGAACUUUCUUAUUUGGUUGAUAUCAGACGAGGCCCUGAAUGAAAAAAACUGUUAAUUGGCAUUGUCACAUUAAUAUAACUUGCUAUUUUCACAUCGCAGCAGUUUGUUUGAUGACUAUCCAUACUAUCUUUAAUUUUUUGACAUAUCAUUGACACCUCGUUAUAUUUCAAUUGGCUUUAACAUUUUUUACUAUUACACAAAUAAAUCAAUAAUAUCUACGAAUGUUAUGAUUGUGACGUCAUCACCAGUUUAUAAUAAAUGAUGUAUACUGUACAUAAUACUAUAUAAGGUAUUUGUAAGUAACAUAUUAAAUGGUCCAACUUUACGUUUUGACUGUUUUAAGUCAUUGUCUAAUUAUAAAUGUGCUUUAAGUAUACAAUUUUAAAAAACAUGUAAUUUGUACUCAUAAAUUUUUUGUUACAACAAAAAUUAAACCAGAUAAAGAAGAAUACACAGAUCACCUAUCCUCGGUUCGCUCAACUAAUAUAUUUUCUAACAUAAAUCAAAAGUUCUCAGUUAUCUAUUUAUUUUCAAGGUGUUUACAAGUUGCAGAUACAGAUGACACAGCGAUCAUGGCUGAACGUAUCGAAAAUCUUUAUAGAUCGAGUCACUAGAGAAUAUUUCAAUAACGGACUUGGCAUAAUACAUCAAAGACAAAGUUACUUGUGGUUAGUAAACAAGGCGUUGACGCUAUGCAACUAAUUGUCAAUAAUGAGCCAAUUACAAAAGUUACCCAUUUUAAAUACCUAGGAUGUUGGAUAAACGAGACACUAAAUGCUGAUGAAGAAAUUAAAACUCGUAUAGACAUUGCAAGCCCUUUAUGAAACUUAGAUAGUGUGCAAUUCUCAGCUGGACUUACAACUAAGAAUAAAGUUCCUAAAAUGUUAUGUGUCCUGUAUUAUAUGGAUGUGAAACCUGGAUACAAACCUGGCUGUAAAUAAGACAAUGAAUGUUAAUAUGCUAGGCAACAGGAGAGCCAACGAUCGACAAGUGGUCUCGGCACCGUAAGGAGAAGAAGAAGCCUGGAUCAUGAAGAAUAUGAUAGAAGCCUUAGGAUGUGGUCAUAUCGUAGAAUGCUCAAAAUAUCAUGGGUUAAACGCAUUUCAAACAUAGAAGUCUUAAACAAUUCAAUUUGCUUCAAUUACUAUUUUACUAUUUUUUAAUUGCUAAUUUUAAAUAUUAACUUUCCUUUCUAAGCGAAAUAAUAUGGGUCAUUUAAAAUUCACAUGUGUUUCGUUCCUAAUAUACAAACCAUAUGCAUAAAAGGGCCUGUUAAGUUUUAAGAAACGAGAUAUAUCCCUAUUCAGGUAAAAUGCCUUUGCAAUUUUUAAAACACCAGAUCUAAUAAAUUGUCGCCCGUCUGGCCAUAUGGUAGAACCACAUAAUGACAGAUUAAUGUUUGUGGUCUAGUUCAGUAAGAGCCACAGCGAGCACCCCGUGCGGUCACACCCUCGCUAAAAUAACAAACCCCUCUUUCGAGACAUUUUCACGUUCUUUUUACCGAUUGAAAUAAAUAUAUUAUUGACUGACAGUUUGUUGUUUUUACAUUUAUUUUAAUUUCAUUUAAUUUUUUCCAUGGACAAUAAGGUUAUUACGCGCAACUCAACCAACACGGAACAAACAGAAUACAAGAAUACAAGAUCGAGAACAAUAUCGCCAAACAUGCAGUAUCGAGACCUGGUUAUUGUGCAAAGGUUUUUAACUUAAAUACCUCUUUCUAUAUUCUUCUGUCUGUUAAGUUAAGAUGGAAGAAAGAAAACUCAAAUACAGAAGAAAUACAAUAUUUUAUGAGUGUAAAAUACAUAAGCACAUCUUAAAUAGUUAUAUAUUUUUUGUUUUAAUUUAAAAUAAGUUUAUGGUUAUACAAUACAUCAUAGUUUUUACAAUUUUAGAUGUUUGUUUGAAUCUUUUAUAAUUUAUUUAUGUAGCAAAGCUAUAUUUUAAUUUUUCUUUUUUGCCAAGAAAAGCAUAUCAUGACAAAUGUACAAAGAUAAUGUGUAAUAUUGUUUUAGAAACAAUAUAGCAUUAGAUAGGUUAGUGAUAAAUGAGAUUUAAAAAUACUCUGCAACUUCAUGUUUCUAAAUAAAUUGUAAAUAUUUAUUAUUUUAAAUCUAUUAUCAUUGUUUAUAUAGUAAUGGUUGGUCAACGAAACGAGUAAAUUUGUUUGAUUGUAAUUGAGACAGUCACCACCAGUUAUGUCAGGGUCGCAACGUCAUGCGUAACUACGAUAAGUCUAAAAUGUAGACACCAAAUUGGAUGCUAUCAUAUUCAUAACACACCAGCUCGCAUACAUAUUAAGGAAAAUAAAUAUAUGGAAGAAUAUAUUUAGAAAUUGAAUUAGAAUUUAGCAUGAAGGAUGUCAUGCUACUAUACAUUAUACAUAUGAAGAGCUCAGGGCUAAAAGGAUGAUGGUCCAAAAAAAACAAAUUUUGCGAAAUUAGGUUUUUAAGUUUUAAAACUAAAUAUAAAAAUAAUUAACAGAAAAGGCACUUCAUUUUGGUUACUAAUUCAUGCAGUAACUUACAGGGAACAUGUAGGUUGUGUUCUUGGGUUAUCAAUUUACAAAUUACUAUAAAUAUAAAUUUAUUUAUCUUUUGAUGUCAUGAAAUCUCAUGCUAAAUGGAUGAUGGUCCACUAACGUGUCUUAAAAUGAAACUAAAAAUGCAGAUAAGGUAAUCUAUAUUUUGAAAAGUUGUAUCAUACAGAUCUGCUCCUGUUGAUUACACCAAGCUACAAGUACAGUAGAUACAAUGAAAAGUUUUAAGUAUGUGGCAGUGCGUCAAAAUAUGCUUGAAGCUUUACAGAAUAACACCAAUGUACACCAGAAUAACAGAAAUUUGUAAAUAAACCAUAUACCUAUAUAUGUCUAUGAAAUAAACACAGGUAUGUACAUUAACAAAAUAUCUAGACAAUAAACAGCACUAAUAGCAGAGACCUCUGUGGUCAGCAAUCUGAACUAGGUGGACUGUCAUCCUUUUAGCCUGCAUAUGUAGCACCUUCAUUCUUUUAGCCCAGAAGACGUAUUUUUCAAAGCUGGAUGGCUAUUUUGUAUGCGCGUUCUAUUACAAAAAAGUUGUGAAUUCCGAAAGAACGUUUGUUUGUUUCAUCGACUUCGAGAAGGCAUUCGACCGAGUACAACAUGAUACACUUUUCGAUUGCCUGCAGGCAGCAGGACUUGACCACUACGAUAUAAGACUGCUGAAAUACUUAUAUUACAAUCAAGUAGCCUCUAUCCAAAUUGGAGACAGUCGUACUGAAAAUCUGCCGAUAAAACGUGGAGUCGACAAGGUUGUGUUUUAUCACCCACCCUUUUUAAUCUGUACUCUGAAGAAAUCUUUAGGGAGGCUUUGGAUGACAGACAAGAGGGAGUAAGGCUAGGCUGAGAAGUAAUCAACAAUACAUAUUAGAUACGCUGACGAUACAGCCAUUCUUGCUGAAAAUUUACAAGAUCUUCAGACACUACUAAAUCUAGUCAGUGAAGCAAGUUAUCGGAGAGCCCUUAAAAUCAACAUUUCAAAAACAAAGUGGAUGGCAGUUGGAAAGAUUAAUAUAGAUCAAGGUCAGCUUUCUCUUGAUGGAGAGGAAUUAGAACGGGUAAAUCAUUUCAAGUACCUUGGCAGCUGGUUAAAUGUUAAUUGUGACUGAUGAAGAGAUAAUAACUAGGAUCUAAAUAUCACGGAAGGCUUUUAUGACCUGGAAACCAGUUUUAUGCAACAGAAACCUGUCGAUGAAUAUUCGAAAGAAGGUGCUGAAAUGUUAUGUAUGGUCUAUCCUAUUGUAUGGUUGUGAGACAUGGACGUUAAAAACCACAAUGCUAAACAAAAUAGAAACAUUCGAAUUGUGGUGCUAUCGACGAAUCCUAAAGAUAUCGUGGGUUUCGCACACUUCCAAUGAAGAUGUUCUUCAAAUGCUGAAUUCAGAACGUCUGCUUAUAAGCGUCAUAAAGAGGAGAAAAACAGAAUACUUCGGCCAUAUAAUUAGAGGACCUAAAUACCAUCUGCUUCACCUUAUAAUACAAGAAAAAGUGGAGGGAAAGAGAUGGAUUGGUCGAAAGAAACUUUCAUGGCUGCGUAACAUUAGACAAUGGUGUGGCUGCACAGUAGAAGAAUUAUUUCGCGCAGCAGCGGAUAGAAAGAGAUAUCAGGAAAUUGUAAACAUGAUGACGGCCAACGUCUGAAUACAGACACGGCACCUAAAGAAGAAGAAGGAUGGCUUGUACACCUUCAUCUUUAUUGCUUAGUUAGAUACCAUGCAAUAUUUUACAUGAGAUAAUGUACAAGAAAUUAGUAUUAUCUCCAUAAUGACAAAAAGUGGACCCUCAUCCUUUUAGCUUUGAGCUUUUCAUAUGUAUAAUAGCAUGACAUCAUAAAUUCAAUUUCUAAAUAUAUUCUUCCAUAUAUUUAUUUUUCUAACUAUGUAUGCAAGUUAAUAUGUUAUAAAUAGGGUCGUAUCCAACUUGGUGUCUAUGCAUUUUUAUUUAUCGUAGUUAUGCGUGAUAUUGCAACCCUGACAGAAAUGGUGGUAACAUCUGGUGACUGUCUCAAUUAGAAUCAAACAAACUUAUUCAUUGCGUUGACCAACUAUUCUUUUUUAAACAAUGCUAUUAUCUAAAAGAAUUUUGUGUAAAAAAAAUUAAUUUUUUUUGUACCUAUAUGCUUGUUGCAGAGUAGUUUUGUUAUAAGUGCCUUUUUUCAGUAUUUUUAAUUGGGAUCAAAUUUAAAACAUGUUCAUGUAUAUAUUGUGUAAAUAACAAAAAUAUGUGAUUUUAAUAUUUAAGGAUUGUAAGUAAUUGUAAUGUAAUUAGAUGAUUUAAUAAAAGACAAUUCCUUAA